AUGGAGCCGCAGCCGAGCAUGACGGGUACGAUGGCUUCACAAAAGAAGUGGGCGAAGCCCGAGGAUUGGGAAAGGCUUCGGAACACCAUUUCGGCUCUCUGGAUGUUGCAUUCGUUGCCUGUGGUGAUGCGGGUCAUGCGUGAGGAACACGAUUUCCAUGCCACCCCAAAGAUGUUCCAGGCCCAACUCUACCAGAAAUGGGGCCUGCGAAAAAGCCGACCCGAAAGCAGAGCCAACAAGAAAAGACGCCGGAGUCUAGAAGAAGCUGAGAGUAUUGCAUCGUCUUCGUACCUCCCAGCCACUACGCAGGAGGGAGGCUCAACUGUCCUUAGCGAGGAUUUGAGUUUCACCCCCCAAACAAACAUCGUUCCUGAGCGAGCAGUGACUGGCUCCGAUGCGGGCGGUCCAAUUCCAAUAAUAGCGCCUCAUGGCACUGGGAUUCCAUUACCGUCACUGCCUACCCACCUACGGCCGCCAAGCUACCAGGGUGGGCCAGAUUAUUCAAUGGAACUCUCUGAUGCAUCGAUGCUACCUUCGGCAUGGAACGACUUCAUUUUCAAGUCCCAAUCGCCUCGCCUUCUAUCCGGCCAGAGCCAAGGUGCAAUCAGUUCUGCUAUGGCAGAGUCGUUGCCAGACGAACAAGAAGACUCUUUUGAUGGGAGCGCCAAUCCUUCUGUCACCGGCUCUGGUGCCUGGAUGUCAACUGUACUGAUGGAGACACCGCCAAGUGUGGCAGCAACCUCGAACUCGAGGGGAUCAUCGUCAGGUAGAUCCCGUAUGUCACGUUCCUCUGGAGUUACUCGCAAAUCAGGAGUGUCCUCGAGGUCUCGGACGUCGCACGCUUCUUCGUCUUGUGGAACGCUGCUGUCUUCCAGCUCACGUUCCUCUGCACUCUCUGCUAAUCAAUCUUUUGGUCUGUCACUGGCAUCCCUCCGUCAUCUAGAAGCACCCGAAGCAUUGCUGCUCUCGGAAAAAUCCUUGUUUUACGCGCGACAUUACAUAUCCAGUACAUUUUCAACGGGGUUGUGGACCCUGUCACAGACCGCUGACUCAUCCCUGUUGAACACAGCGUGUAUCAAGCUGGAUCGAUGGUACAAUGAUUUCAACCCCGGCAUGGAUCAGCUGGGUAAGAAAGAGGUCACGAAGGCUUUCAGCAUAUUCCAGCCUUGUUUUGCUGCGGCGGAGGGCAUCAUUGCAAUGCAAGAUCCACGCUUGGUCAUCUACAUCUGUCAACAAGCCAUACGCUUUAUGUUCUACGACCAACUAGGACGAAGCCUUUCACGAAUACUCUUCAAAUAUACCGUCGGAUGUUGCAAAAAGUUAUUUGGGGUGCACCAUCCCCUCUAUAUCCUUUUGGCCCAGCUGGCUCAAAUGGACUACUUCGAGUUGGCACGGAACAUUGGAACUUUAAUGGAAUGCUAUUUUGAGCACCUCGAACCUUUCUUAGACCCAGAGAGCGAAUCCUUGGGAUUUCUCCUUGAGUUACGCGGCCUUACCGUCGGCCUCAUGGAAGCUACUGGUAUGAUGGGGUUCUUCGAGGCCAAGCGAAUUCUUGAUCAACAGAUUCAGAGAUCCGAUUCUCUUGGCUUCUCCAAUUUACAUAUCAAGAUUGAGGUUGCUGCUGCUUUACAGCGAAAUCGCUACUUUGACGAAGCAAAAGCUAGUCUCUUGAAGCUCAUACGCUCUGAAGAAGCUAAACAGCAUCCGUAUGAGUAUGUAUAUGCGUGUUUUAUACUCGUGAUCACUUUGGAGAGGUCGAAAGAUAUUGACGGGGCCAUUCGUGCGGCGUAUGAGCUAGUCGACUUUUUGAUGGAGUCCAGAAACAGGACUGAGAGUGCAUUCAACGACGAGUUGUACAAAUCGCAGGUGCACAGCAGCUUGGCCACGGCUUUCUCGAAGCUUGAGCAUAUGUUGCGUGGAGCUGGCCGCACUGAUGAAGCGGACCAGAUACACGCGCGUCUUGAAGCUUCUAUUGAUCGAGAUUACGCUAUCUCGGAGCCGACAGAAGAGUCAAAAGCAGCAGAGGAUGUGUUGAACCUGGAGAAUAUGAAAUAG
This is a messenger RNA of Pseudomassariella vexata, 2055 nucleotides long. RefSeq lists its product as uncharacterized. Bases 1 to 2055 code for a protein of 684 amino acids. The record is from RefSeq and is a predicted model, not a curated record. Lineage: Eukaryota; Fungi; Ascomycota; Sordariomycetes; Amphisphaeriales; Pseudomassariaceae. The transcript is spliced from 2 exons.